Molecule: messenger RNA, 4284 nt
Organism: Callithrix jacchus (white-tufted-ear marmoset)
Lineage: Eukaryota; Metazoa; Chordata; Mammalia; Primates; Cebidae
Gene: NPBWR2
Product: neuropeptides B and W receptor 2
Biological process (GO): neuropeptide signaling pathway
Cellular component (GO): neuron projection; plasma membrane
Molecular function (GO): neuropeptide receptor activity; neuropeptide binding
Source: RefSeq, a predicted model, not a curated record
CAAUGCCCAGCCCACAGAGAGAGCAAAGGGCCUUUCUGAGCCCUGAGGGCUGGGGGUACCGACCGGGGAGCACCCCUGGCUCAGGCCCUGGUGUUGCAGUGGAUGUAGGUGAGGUGGGUCUGGGAGGAAGGAAAGGCAUGUGGGGAUGCUGCUUUUGUGGCCAGGAGGGCCCGACACCUCCAGCUGGCCCCCCGGGGUCCUGAGCUCAGCACCCACCGUCUCCCCCAUCCCCACUGCCCUCAGUAUCCCCAUCCUUCCCAUCAUCCCACCCCACCUCCAAUGAGACCGGCUCAGGACAGUCUCAGGAGAGCAGAGGUAGAGUCUGGGAGGGGCUCAGAGUUCCAGAGCCAUGCUAGUGCCACUGCACCCCAACCUGGGUGACAGAGCAAGACCCUGUCUCAAAAAAAGAAAGAAGGAAAACACAGAGAUCCUCUGACCCAGCACGUCCCUGCUGAGGAAUGGCCCUGAGACAGGCUGGCUGCCCACAUCAGCUGUGGUGUGACCUGCAAAGCAUGUCCAGGAGCUGCCCAGCUGCACACACAGGGGUGGAAUUCGCCCAAAAGCAGGGAGAUGGAAAGGACUCAGAGAUCAGCCCAGAGCAGAGCGCAAUGCUCACCGCCUUUGCAGGAUGGCUUGAGAGUGGUGCCUCAGGGUGCGAACGUCUUCUAUGCAGCCAUUCACAGCUUACCGAGUCUGCGUUACUCAUUUUAGAAGAAGACAAAAAAAGAAGUUGGGUUGCCUAUGGCCAAAAAGUGGUGCUUCCACAUGAGACCCCCACACUCAGCCCACUCAGAUGCAAUGCAGAGCUCACCCACAGAAACCCCCGCACAGGGCUGCACACAUGAACGUGUCCUCACUGGCACACACACAGGCACACACCAUGUAUACUCACCACACAGGGUGGGGCACAAGACCCACCUAGACCCCCAUGUACACAGAUAAGGGUACCCAGGGCCAUAGUGAUGCCCAGACGAGGCACAGAUGCUCUCAGUACCCUCUGCCCAAAGAUCUGGGCACACCUGGAGGCCCCUGCAUGGAGUGCCUUCCUGACACACAGGUGCACACAUGCACAGACAGACACGCACACGUGCCUCGGCCGCCCACUGAGGAGUUCGCCUGGGUGAGUGCUGAGGAGACCCUGGGACAACCGACUGCAGGCGCUACUGCAGCUCAGGGGUGGGGCCUGCCUUCCGGGCUCCACGUCAGCGUGGGGGAUCCGCCUCCCUCCCUCACCAGCAUCAGCGCUGCCACCAGGCUGGGAUCCUUGCCUCCGGGACCGAGGCAGCCAGCAAGGCAGGUCCUGAAACUCCUGAAACCUCAGCUGGGGUCUGUUGGUGAGGACCACACCUCCCCCCAUCCCUGCAACUGACUGUGCUGGCCACCACCAGGACCACACCAAGGCUACCAACUUCCGGGCUCGAAGCACUGGACAGGUCAGUAGAGAGAAAAGCAAGUGGACCAGCGGGGUCUGCAGCACCUCUAGGAGGCUGGGAGGGAGGGUGCCAACCCCAAGACCCCUGUGGGGAGGAGCUUCAGAUUCAAGGGGACCACAGAUGAGCUGGGAGGUGUUUUCAAAUGGAUCGCUGGAUUCUACUUAGACUGUGAAUUUGCAGGUUCCUGGGGCAGGGGCAGAGCCACAUCGCCUCUUCCCAGGAGGGUGGCCAGCAGCCCCUCUCUGCAGGAGGAGGGAACGGACCUGCUGAAGCAUCAUUAGGAGGAGGCUGGGGGAGGCCCUCACACAUUCCACCUGGCUGCAGCUGCCUCUGGCCCCAGGCACUUGACCUGGCAAAGUGGCCCACAGUCUCGGCCAGAGAACUUGGAGCGGCUGUGCUCUAACAGAUGGCCAGAUCUCAAAGUUUCUGGCUGAUUUUCUUUCCUAGAAUCCAGCCCAAGGAAGCCUCUUACCAGACACCCAACUCCAAGGCACCCCCGACCUGCCUGGGGCACAAACCGUCAACAGUCCUGCCUACAAUGCAGGCCACUGGGUGUCUGGAGCCCCUUCACAGCAGGGGUGCUUCCUCCCUCACCACAGUGGGUACCAACGUCUGUCAGGACAAUGGCACCGGCCACAAUGCCACCUUCUCCGAGCCGCUACCCAUCCUCUAUGUGCUCCUGCCCGCCGUUUACUCCGGGAUCUGUGCUGUGGGGCUGAGUGGCAACAUGGCCGUCAUCCUUGUCAUCCUGAGGGCACCCAAGAUGAAGACGGUGACCAACGUGUUCAUCUUGAAUCUGGCCAUUGCUGACGGGCUCUUCACACUGGUGCUGCCUGUCAAUAUUGCAGAGCACCUGCUGCAGCACUGGCCCUUCGGGGAGCUGCUCUGCAAGCUGGCGCUGGCCAUUGACCACUACAACAUCUUCUCCAGCAUCUACUUCCUGGCCAUAAUGAGCGUGGACCGAUACCUGGUGGUGCUGGCCACGGUUCGGUCCCGCCACAUGCCCUGGCGCACCUACCGGGGGGCAAAGGUUGUCAGCCUGUGCAUCUGGCUGGGCGUCACGGUCCUGGUUCUGCCCUUCUUCUCUUUUGCUGGCGUCUACAGCAAUGAGCUGCAGGUACCAAGCUGUGGGCUGAGCUUCCCGCAGCCCGAGCAGGCCUGGUCCAAGGCCAGCCGCAUCUACACAUUGGUCCUGGGCUUCGUGGUGCCUGUGUGUACCAUCUGUGUGCUCUACGCAGACCUGCUGCGCAGGCUGCGGGCCGUGCGGCUCUGCUCUGGUGCCAAGGCUCUAGGCAAGGCCAGGCGGAAGGUGACCAUCCUCGUCCUCGUUGUGCUGACCGUGUGCCUCCUCUGCUGGACACCCUUCCACCUGGCCUCCAUCGUGGCCCUGGCCACAGACCUGCCCCAGACCCCGCUGGUCAUCAGCAUGUCCUAUGUCAUCACCAGCCUCAGCUAUGCCAACUCGUGCCUGAACCCCUUCCUCUAUGCCUUUCUGGACGACAGCUUCCGCAAGAAUUUCCGCACCAUGUUCCAGUGCUGAGGGGCCUGAGCACCCAUCAUCACCCCCACCAUCACCCAUACCCCCACCCAUCCAGUUCAGGUGGCCUCUUCCAGGGGACACUCUGCCUGUUCACAUCCCCAUGCUGUCUUCUCCACACAGUGAGACAUGGACCCUCAAAUGCUGGCCACCAGACUUCCAGAGACAGCCUCCCACGUCUGCUUCCUGGACAGCCCCUGCGUGGACAGCAGCAGGGAUCCAGGUCAGAGCAGAAGGCCCCAGCACAGCAAGCAUCCUGAGUCCAAUUACCCACAAGGGACAGACAGAUGGACAAGCCCUAGAAGGUUCUGGGGCUGGGGUUCCCUAAUGACAGUGGUUGGGAGGGGAAGGAACCCGAACCGUGAUCUCAACCCGGGCCAGCACCCUGUGGCAUAGUCAGGAUUCUUGGGCUCUUCCCAAGACAGGGCUGGGAGGUGGCACAGUGUGGGCACCUCAGGCAGCAGUGCUGUGCUGCUGCAAAGGCCAGCCACAUCUGCAGCAAAUGAGACCACGAAAUCCACUGUCAUGGCCUGAAACCCAAGUGACGUUCCAGCAGUUGGCCAUCCCCAUGCCACAGCCUUGUGCUCCCUUGUACCCCCCAGGCCAUGGCCAGUGGUCCUCUCAUAGUUUGCUACAGGGUACAGGGCCCUUCCUCCAGGACCUCUGGGCCACCAUGGCCUAGAGACCAUCUGUCACUUGGACAGGCUGGUGCCUGGAACUCUUCCUCCCACAGUGUGGCUGGGGCUUGUACUCAGCCAGCAGGAGCUGCGUGCUGAAACUCUGGUCGGUGGGGGGUGGGUGCUGGUAAUGAAAGGCAGGCGGCUCAGAUACCACUGUCGGUGGGAGGGGCCAGGGCUGGUCCCAGAAUACAACCCAGGUGCACCGUGGACAGGCCCCCAUCCUUGGCCCAUGGUUCUCAGCUGGUUCCACACCUGGCAUUCCAGCCUGGCAGCAAGGUGUGACCCCCCUGGGUUGGUUUCAGUCCUCAUGAACCAGAACUCUGGCUAGUCUGUCCAGCUGGCACACAGGACCCCUCAUUUACCACCCCACAAGGUGUCCCAGGGUGUAUGCCCACCUCCACCCAACCACCAAGUACCCCAGCUUUCCAGGUCAUGAGGACCCUGCCUGUCAAGCCCCGACAGCUCAAGGCUGCCUCAGUGCCCCUCCUCAGAGCAAGUCAGCCAGGGCCAACUCCAUCCAGUCACUUUCCCUAACGACACUGUAUUAGCUAUCUGCUGCUGUGUAACAAAUUUCUCCAAAACCUAGCAGUUUAAAACAACAACUAUUUCACAGCUUCUGUGGUUCAAGAAUUAA